CAUGAACUUGAUAUAAACUUGAUAAAACGUCGUACAUUUAUAAUAAAGUUUUCAUCAUUACUCAGUCAAGCUGUCUCCAAAUUUUUAUUUGGUAUAAAUAUUUUAUGACAUUUUUUGCGCAUGUCCAGCAGUGUAGUGCUUGUUCAGGAUGUUUUCAAAUGACAUUUGAAGAUUUUUGUAAUGUGACUGUGAGAGACGCGUGUCAGAUCGUGUAAUAUUUAGUAUUGCAGUUUAAACGUCUCAGACCUCAUGUUUCAUAGCCAACUCAGUUUGCAGGUUCAAGGAGAAAUUGGAGACUAUCCUACAUAGAGUAUAAAUGACAAGAAGUGUAGUCUGUGGAAAUGGCAGCAGGAUUUCAAGAGGAACUUAAGCUUUUACAUGCAAGGGAUAAGAUCUGAAAAUAUUUGUCAAGGCCUGGUAUAUUGUAAGCCCAAGUAACAUACUGAUAAAAUCAUGGAAGUACUGAAGAUGAAAGUUGAACCCUUAUCUGAUGAAGAACAAAGUACUUUAUUGGAUGUUAAGUUCCUAAAAAAUGAAGGAAUAAAAACAUCACCUUGUAGAAAAAGUAAUUCCUUAGAAGGACAUUCUGUUUUUGGGUUUGUUAAAGUGAAAAUGGAAGAAGAAAAGAACUGUGAUGAAGUAAGAGAAAAGAACACAUUUGUCAGAAUGACAGCUGAGCUGCCUGGUGAUUUACAACAUGAUGAGGUUAUUUCUGAGUUCAGUGAGAGUGUUGAUGGUGAAAUACAUCUAGAUAACUUAAAAGAUGAAGUGAUGAGUGGGAAAGAAGAAGAUGAAUUUCAAAAAGAGCUGCAACAACUUGACUCUAGGUUAGAAAGUACAACUGAUCCAAUGCCUUACAUCAACAACAGUUGUGGAAAGGAAUUUUUCUUUACGAAAACAGAAAAUGGCAAAUCUCAAAAUCCAAGCAGUAGUAAUGUGACUAGAAACAUAUUUUCAAUGGAAAACCACAUAAAACAAAAUUGCAUUCCCCAUAAUGGAAAUAAAACUUUAAGUUGUGUAGUCUGUGGCAAAUAUUUUGGAACAAAGAGUCUUCUAAGAAAGCAUCUGAAGAAACAUCCUGGAUUAAAACAAUACAACUGUUCUAUAUGUGAAAAUCAGUAUGCAAGAAAUAGUGACCUAAAAAUACACGAGAGGAGACACACUGGGGAGAAACCAUACAGCUGUGUCAUGUGUGGAAAAGAAUUUAUAAGUAGUAGUAAGUUAAAAAUACAUCAGAGAGUACACUCAGGGGAGAAACCAUACAAAUGUGAAGUGUGUGGAAAAGAGAUUGGAAGUAAAAACAGCUUAAAAAUACAUCAGAGAAUUCACACUGGUGACAAACCUUACACUUGUGAUGUUUGUGGCAAGAAAUUUAUAAGUAAUAGUUCACUUAGAAAACAUGAGAGGCUACAUAGUGAGAAAAAAUAUAUUUGUGUUGUUUGUGGAAAAGAAUUUAAAAGAAGAUGUCACUUAAAAAUUCAUCGACACAUUCAUACUGGAGGAAAACUAUACAGUUGUGAUGUGUGUAGCAAAGAGUUUGGUUCAAGUAAUGACUUGGAGAUGCACGAGAAAGUACACACUGGGGAUAAACCAUACACUUGUCUUGUGUGUAACAAAAAAUUUGUAACAGUUAGUAACUUGAAAGUGCAUGAGAGGAUACACACUGGGGAGAAACCAUACAGCUGUAUAGUAUGUAAAAAAGAAUUUAGUAGAAAUAACUAUCUUAAAGUACAUCAGCGAAUACAUACUGGAGAGAAACCAUACAGUUGUGCUUAUUGUGACAAGAAAUUUGUUACAAGCAGUAGCCUGCAGGUGCAUGAGAGGAUACACACUGGAGAGAAACCAUACAGUUGUGUAGUGUGUGGAAAACAAUUUAGAAGAAAUUGUCACUUAAAAAUUCACCAGCAGAUUCACACUGGAGAGAAACCGUACAGUUGUGCUGUGUGUGGGAAGGAGUUUGGAACAAGUAAUGGGUUAGAGAUGCAUGAGAAGGUGCAUACUGGGGAGAAACCGUACAGUUGUGCUCUGUGUAGUAAGAAAUUUGGAACAAGUAGUAACUUGAAGGUACAUGAGAGAAUACACACUGGAGAGAAACCAUACAGUUGUGUAGUGUGUGGAAAAGAAUUUGGAAGAAGUGAUCAAUUAAAAACUCAUCAGCAGGUUCACACUGGAGAGAAACCAUACAGUUGUGCUGUGUGUGGGAAGGAGUUUGGAACAAGUAAUGGAUUAGAGAUGCAUGAGAAGGUACAUACUGGGGAGAAACCAUACAGUUGUGCUUUCUGUACCAGGAAAUUUAGAACAAGUAGUAACUUGAAGGUACAUGAGAGGUUACACACUGGAGAGAAACCAUACAGUUGUGUAGUGUGUAGGAAAUGAAUUUAGGAGAAAUGGUCAUUUAAAAAUUCAUCAGCAGAUUCACACUGGAGAGAAACAAAAGGCUUGUGCUGUGUGAGGCAUGGAAUUUCUAACAAGUAAUGACUUAAAAGUGGAAGACAAGGUAAUAUUUGAGUAGAAACAACAAAAUUGCAGUUCCUAGGACAGGAAUUAUACAAAUUCUUCAUCUCUCGAAAAAAAAAAUCAGAUUACUGAUAGUAAAGUGGGGAAUAUAUUGACCCCAAAAAACCAGUGUGUUGGAUAUACUGAUGUUCUACACACCUUGAUGGCAAAAGCCCCUCCUCAUUAUUUUGCCUGACCCACAUCACCAUAGAGUUAUGAAGUUUUUGGCAAAUGAACUAGCAUACAUUAUUACAUAAAAAAAGCUAAAUGGAUGUAGUGUAUGGCUAAGAAUUUUCAACUAAAAAUAUUUAAAGAAACAUCAAUACAUAUACCCUCAAAAGAAGCAACAGUUUUUGAUUAGGGCUUUUUGGGGAUUUGACAUUCAAGAUGUUAAAUGUCAAAGUUACAUUUUUUUUUUUUGUUGCAUUUGAAGCUCUGAAAGUACUAAAUGUACAAUCACGGAACUUCAACUGCAUCAGAGGAUACAAACUGUAUCCAAGGAAGCAUUAGAUGAUUGACACAAAAGAUUCAAUGACAUACACAAACAACAGCUGUGGAAAAAGUUUCUCUUGAGAAAAACAGACUUAAUAUUUAGGAAAAUAUUAACUCAACCAUAUCUAAAUUUAAAUCUGACAAUUUUAGGAAUGUGUUGUAAAGAACUUGGAAAUUUUUGUUUCCUACAAAUGAUAAAGUUCUUUAUAUCUACCUUUUAACUCUUGAUCCAGAGACAUUCAUGGAAAGCUAAUGUGGAAAUCAGUUUUCUGGCUGUUGUAGUGGAACACUUAAAGACUCCAUUACAAAUGCCAUCAAAAUCUCAGAAACAGAGCAGUGGUGAUAAUUAUUGAUGGGAAAUAACCUGCAAAAAAUCACAUUCAACAUAUUACAACUAUAACAACUUACUGAAAAAGAAAUUAGAAACAUAAAUUCAUGAAGAGAAACUAUAAACUUGUGCAAAGCAUUUAAAAGAAAUAUUGCCCAAAAAAUAUAACAGAGGAUGUAUACUGUGGAGAAGUUACGUUUACAGAAUUUGCCGUUAAAAAUGGAGUCGGUUAUCUCCUUAAAAUGGACUUCUCUAGUUUUUGGCAAAAAAAAAACUUUCUCUGAGGUAUUUAAAAAAUAUUAGUGGAUACUUGAGUUGCCAAAACAAAAUUACUGUUAUAGAAAAUUCUACACUGCUAAAACUUGUUGAAAGAAUGUUGAAAUACUUAUAGCAGAAAUGAACCAUGUAUGUAAAUAUGUGUAGCAAACAAAUUAGAACUUGAAAGAUUUACACUGGAGGGAUUAAAAACCCAACAAUAUUGUGUAGAAUGUGUGUCUAAUGCUAAUUGAAACCUGUAAGAUUUAAUUAAUUAUGGGGGAGAAACAAAUCAUAUGUUGUGUCUGACAGGGAUUUUACACACUAUAUGGUUAUUGUGUUGGUAAGAAGAAAUGUUCAUAAUACAAACUCAAAUUAAUUUAAUUACAGAUAAGCCAACCAUUUGUAAAAGUAGUUGGUAAAGAACUUAACAUGAAAAAUUGGGUAAUGUGAUAAAGAGAUUGUCCAAAUGUUAAGAAAGGCUGAUAAUUUGUAAUGUUUGUCAGUUGUUUGUGACAAGAUUUCUAUCCUCACUUACUUACUUAUUAUUUUCCCUAUUGACUCAGCAGGAAAUCCUGAAGGCUAAUAAAUAAUGCUAAAAAAAUCUUGAUUUUGAUACCCAUGGUGGGCACAGCAUAGGUAACUCAUUGUGUAACUUUGUGCAUAACUACAAACAAAAAUCAUUUAUAGAUUGAAUUUUGGAAAUUUUAAGAUAAUUAUAUUUAGGUUUUGAUUAUUAGAUAUUUUGGGUAAUUUGGAUUAGCAAGUGACAUUACUAUGUAAAUUAGGUUUAGUUUCUCCUUAUAAUGCUUUGUGUUAUUGAUUAACAUAUUUAUAAAACAGCCCUGCAUGGAACCUUCAGAGCUGGAGUAUUACAGCUUAGGUAUCACAGUAAACUACAGUAUCUUUAUAAAACUCCUGUUAUUACCAUGAUGAGUUUGUUACAUUUAUCUGAUAGAAGACUUUGUUAAUUUCCUCUAACAGUAUCCCAUAUAGCACAUGCACAUAAGACAUGUUAUAAAAUAAUCCUAUAUCAGUGUUAGGAAAGUGAAAACUUAAUACAUUCAAGAUGCUAAAUAAAAUUGUUUUAUUUACGUACCUUACAUACUGUUCUUCAUUUCAUAAAACUUGCUUCGCUGCUUUGAAUCAAGGAUAUUAAUUUCAUUUAUCAUUUUGUAAAGUUGUAAGGAUAUUACAAGAUAAGUAAUUAUAUUGUUACUUAGCUUUUGAUUUGUGCAUAAUUUACUUGUUAACUUGUAGAUCAUUAUAUUUAACUUUAUAAAGUAACCUAAGUAAUUUACAUGAAUUAUCUUGAUAUAAAAUAAUAAUUUAUUGAUUAAAGGAAAUUGAUAUUCAUAGCCCAAUAUAAUUACAAACAAAUAAAUUAUGCAAUACCUUUUACCAGAAUAGCUGCUAAAAUUCUACAGUAAUAAUUACAAUUGAUGAUACUCUUAAUUAUGUGUAACAGGCAAACUACAAAAAGCAUCAUUGCCCACUUUGCGUAACUGUUUGUAGGAACAUAACAAGUAAUUGCAGUGUGCUGUAAUUUAUUAAAGACAGUAUAUUAUGGUCAUCUUACAGUAAACUUCAGUUUUAUUUCUAAAAUUUGGUCACAUUAGGGAUUUAAGUGGCCCGAUAUACAGAAGAAUACUAUGGAUUAUACCUCAAUCAGCAGUGAGCAAUUUGUUAUGUACACAGUUAUUAAAAAUGUUUAUAUAAUGAUUUAUAACCAAAUCUUCUGUAUUGGAUAGUAGGAAGUCUUUAGUAUAACCCAUAUAAAAUACUCAAUUUUGACAACAGUGAUAUAUAUAUAUAUAUAUACACAUGUAUAUAUG
Molecule: messenger RNA, 5406 nt
Organism: Limulus polyphemus (Atlantic horseshoe crab)
Lineage: Eukaryota; Metazoa; Arthropoda; Merostomata; Xiphosura; Limulidae
Product: zinc finger protein 345-like
Exons: 8
Coding region: 454-2376 (640 amino acids)
Biological process (GO): regulation of transcription by RNA polymerase II
Cellular component (GO): nucleus
Molecular function (GO): RNA polymerase II cis-regulatory region sequence-specific DNA binding; DNA-binding transcription activator activity, RNA polymerase II-specific
Source: RefSeq, a predicted model, not a curated record